AGAGGACAGGCAGUUUACUGCCCGACUGUCUGACUCUCUCUCCCUCUCUCCCUCUCUCCCUCUCUCUCACACUGGAAGUCUGCCGGCUGCCUCUCGGCCUGAAAGAAGCUCCACAGAGCAGAGACCUCCGUGACGUUCUCCAUCACCUCUGGAUGUUUGCCUCGUCUGUUUCUUGGACUUUUGCUGCUGGAGACGCUGUGUGUAUAUAUAUGUGUGAAAGUGUAAGUGUGUGUGGUCAUUCUUGUCACUGGACUGUGGAUACUGCUGCUUCCUCCAGAUGUGACGCUGUUUGUUUGGACUGCCUUGAUUUGUUUGCUCGGACAGCCGUCACUGUCGGCACGAAGGAGUUUUAACAUCGGGGCUGCCAGGAAAUUCCAGCUUUGUGUUUCCCUCCCUUUCUCCUUGCUGCAACCAGAAGUCAACGAGUGGAGGUGGAUGCUUGUGUUUUCUUCUGGUGCCUGCGUACCGGAGCAGAGUGCUUACCUCAGGGCUUGUAGUGCAGGGGGUUAUGAUAAACAGCUGCAAAGUGAGAACGACCGGCACUGCAGCAUCACACUGGCAUCUCUUGUUCUACAUUGGGGACUUCUUUCGCCUCUCAAGGUUGCACACAUGCACAUAUUUCACCCCCAGCAGCAGCAGCAGCAGAGCCUGACUGCGUUUUGCACACAUGGAUGGACUCCUGCUUCUUCAGGGACGGGCUCCCUCCCCGCUGAGGAAGAGAAGGUGCUGAUUUAAGAACAGGAGGCACGCUUUGUUUCCGGAGCAGAGGACGGGACAAGCAACUUCAGAAUUAACAGAGACUUGAGAAAACAGGAUGAGGGUUGAGUUGAGCUGAAACUGUCCCCCCCCUCCUGCUCCUUCCCUCCUCUAGUUCAAACAUGAACGCUUCCUCUAAUGCGAACCAAAGCAGCUCUCCCCCGUUCUGCCUGCUGGGCGCUGUGGGUUACUCCCAUAGCCUGGAUACAUGCGUACUGGAGGUGGUUGUCAUCCUCUUCCUCACUGUGCUGAUCAUCGCCGGCAACCUGGUGGUGAUCUUCGUCUUCCACUGCGCCCCUCUGCUGCACCACCACACCACCAGCCACUUCAUCCAGACCAUGGCGUACGCUGACCUGCUGGUGGGCGUAAGCUGCCUGGUGCCCUCGCUGUCCCUGCUCCACUACCUCCGAGGCCUGAACGAGGAGUUCACCUGCAAGGCGUUCGGCUACAUGGUUUCGGUGCUGAAGAGUGUUUCCAUGACAUCCCUGGCGUGCAUUAGCGUAGACCGCUACAUCGCAAUCACCCGCCCAUUGUCCUACGCCACGCUGGUGACACCCUGCCGGCUGAGGGUGUGCAUUGUCCUCGUCUGGGUUUACUCCGCUCUGAUCUUCCUCCCAUCCUUCUUCGGCUGGGGGAAGCCUGGCUACCAUGGUGACAUAUUUCAAUGGUGCGCAGACUCCUGGAAGACAAACCCAGGGUUCAGCACCUUCAUCUUGGCGCUGCUCUACGCGCCAGCGGCGCUCAUCGUUUGCUUCACCUACGGGAGUAUAUUCAGGAUCUGCCGGCAGCACACAAAGGAGAUCACCCAGCGCCACGCACGCUUCUGCUCGCAGACGGAGGGUGACAAGGGCGAGCGAGGGGAGCGGGUCGAGGGCUGCCCGGACAAACGCUACGCCAUGGUGUUGUUCCGCAUCACCAGCGUCUUCUACGUGCUGUGGAUGCCGUACAUCCUCUACUUCCUUUUGGAGAGUGCUGGACUGUAUCACCAUAACGUGGCGUCCUUUCUAACGACGUGGUUGGCGAUUAGCAACAGCUUCUGUAACUGUCUCAUCUACAGCCUCUCUAACAGUGUCUUCCGGAAAGGUCUCGGCCGCCUCUUCAGCCCCUUGUUCCCGUCCUGCCUUGGCUGCGCCGCCAAGAAGGCUCCAGCUCCCGUCUGCCCGCGACCAGACCCUCGAUGCAAAGUAUGAUUCCUGGCAACAACGAAUUUUUGGUCUGGUCACUUUGGAGGCACGGCCCUCUGUGUGUGCUCAGCUGCAGAGCAUGACAAAGGUGUUUGUGGUCCCGGCAUUGAAAUGUGUUGAGGACCUCCUGCACGGGGCACGGAGAGGUGCCCGUGCAGACGCCUGUUGGUCGUGUCAGAAGCUGAUUGUGCGGAAAAAAAACUGAGGCUGUAAAGUUUCCUCUUGGAUGCUCAUCAGCGUGAUGCUGCAGCAAUGACAAACUGAUGACACAGAGUAAAGAAGUUUGCUGUUGAUAGCAAAUUAGAUUUGUGUAUUUUAAUUAAAUUGAUUUAAUGAACACUCCUGCACUGACUUAGGAACUCCCAGAUGCAAAAAAAAAAAAAAAAAAAGGACUUCACAGUGCGACUUGUGUUGUGCAAUAUACUGAAAUGCAAAAAAAAGUUUGAAUCUUGAUCUUUUCACGCCUGACUGAAAAAAAAAAUCUGUACAUUGUUUUGGUUCUUCCAGGGUAGAAAAUGUUUAACACUUGAAACUGACUACUGAUCUGUUUCCCCCGAGAUACUGACGAGCGAACGAGUGACUGAAAUCAUGUGUUAAUCAGCCAUUCAGUGUGUGUGUGAGAUAAAAAUGUGUGUCCGAUGGACUGUAAGCUCAUUUCCCAGAGAGAAGAUUGAGGUUUAUUCUGGAGCUUGUGUGUUUUAUUCAAAGGAUUCCUCUCCUUUGAAGCUGGGUGUCGGUGGGAAGCUCCGAGUAUGUUUACACAGUCUCGGGUUUUGCAUGGAAAUAUUGACUUAAGAAUUAGCUCUACUUUCUACGACGGCUGCUGACCCGGGAAGUCUCCCUGUCGGCACACGGCGGUGCAGCCUCGUCAAUGAGACAACAAAGUGUAAUUAUCUGGGAGAGUUUUAAUCUCUCUGCAUCUCCUCCUCAGGUUUAUCAGCUGUUCUCCGUUCGGCCCCCCGGGGCUGUUGCUCUUUUAUCUCAGCUGGAUCGCGAUGUGACUUAAAUCACAAGUCACAUCGCAAGAUAAUCACCUCCUGACCUGUUACGCAGUCGUCGUCGGGGGGUUGAUAAUCAAGCUGCUGUCUGCCCGGGACCCACACGGGCUCCGAUUUAAAGACUAACUCCAUUGUGAUCUUUGACGUUGCUGCUGUUCCGACCGGUGAGGAGCGGCGGAGAGGAUCCGGCGCUGUGCUCCACGACCCCGACCGCAAGGGUGCAAGAGGGUCGGAGCACUUUUCUGAGAGCUUGUGGCUUUUUGGCUUCAUGUAAAUACACUUCAGAGUGUAAAUAUUUAAACAGCGGCUAAAUGGGCCUUUCGGGGGAAUUUCUCGACCUCCAGGAUUAGAAACGAUUUUGUGGAGAGUGCAAUGUUUUUUUUAAGAUGAUUUAUUUGUCACAGCUAAGAGGCUUGACACUGAAGCUGUUUAUUUAAGUGUUCACAAGGAGAAGUGUUUCUUUAUGCGCUGCAGGAAGAUUUAAGACCUUGAACUUACAAUUUAAGACGUAGAGUUUGCUUUUGAAGUCCCGGUGAAAUAUUUCUGACGGUGUCUCGCUCCUUGAUUUUUUACAUAUUUGUAGAAAUGGGAAGAGAUAGAAACUGAAUGGGAGGAUUGUUCCGAGAGUCAUGAUGUUGCACAGCCAAAAAUAUGUCUGACUGAUAUGGAUUUUUAGGGGCUGAUACUGAAAGUAGAGACUAAAGAAAUUUAGAUCAGGAUAUAUUUUUAUGUACAACGAUUUGGUAGUGAUUCCUAAUCAAACCCUUAUAACAUAAAACAAAGAAAUAUAACCAAGGCUCAAUAUUUAAGAGUUUAACCAUAAACUUGAUUAUAAGAAAACACAAAUACUAUCAAAUACAUAGAACUCAGAUGGCAAAUAUUGGAAAAAAAAUCUGUUUUGAUAAACAAUCAUAAAUUUAUCACAUUUUUUUAACAGAAUAUCUUCGGGUUUGAAAAAAUAAAGCUACUUUGAGACUUAAGCUUUGGCUUUGGUCAAAGUUUUACUCUUUAAAUCAGUUUAAACAUCUAAAAAUAUUUUGCUGCAAAACUGUAGAAUUUCCCCCAAAAGUUUCGCAGCACUCAAACAAAGUGCACUUGUGUUUGGUGAUCAAGUUGAUGUGGUUAUUGAUUUAUUUAACAGGGAAAGUUCACAUGAUGAGAUUAAUUAUUACUGUAAAUGUACCAGAGGAACCUUGCUGUCGCAAUUCUUAUACUCACUUCACAGAGAAACUGAGAAUUACACAGCUACAGUAUAUCAGCUUCGAGCUAACUGACACUAAAUCUUCAACUGUCAUAUGGAAACUCACGAUAAUAUGAUAAAUAGAUAAGAAAGUUGCUAAAUCCAACCACGAUGGAGACGAACUGAAACCUGCUGAACCUGCGAGCUCAAUCUUGUUAAAAGAUGGCGAGUGAUUUGUUGUGGUUCAGCACCUGUGCUUUGGAUUCACAUAUUUUUAUUAAAGAGUCGGUGAAGUUAUUUGAAUUUAAAUCUAGCAACAAAUGGUAAAUGACAGAAAGCUACAGAAAAGUAAGACUAUUAAAAGGCAGGUUGUAGACUCAACGUUUGAAGUUUGGUGUAUUACAAAGAUUAUCCAGCUAUUCUCUAGAGCGUCCAUUUGAUCAUACUGUGCAUUAAUUCACUGAAUAAUGUUUACAUUGUGUAUUAAAUAUGUAUUAAUAUAAUUUAAAAAUAUAUUCCAGGUAAAACUUUGAUGUAAAAAUAUGAAAGAAAAUGACAAAUCCACAUUUAUUGUCACAGGUGUGUGAAAAUCUCCUAAAAGCUGUGAUUGACAGUUCCUUCUUGACACAGGAAACAGCACGAGGUCCAUUUGGUGACUUUCAGUUGGAUCACAUGAUCUUCCUCGGCAGUCGGGCUCAUUGCGCUGUCCUGAAAUUGUAAAUGUUCACAUGAAAUGAAUUUGAAUUAAAUAUUCAUUUAAAAUAGCCUCGUUUUAUUGCAUGGUGACAGUAAGAUUAGCUGUUGCAAUGAUGAUGAUGAUGAUGAUGAUGAUGAUGAUGAUGAAGGGGGUCAGACUAAGGUCAGGGUUCAGCUGUAGGUCGUUUCCAGAGACACACCAGCUGCUGGCAGCAGGGAUGGAACCUCCUCCAUCCCUGCUGCCCUCAAUAUGUUUAGUUCUAACACUUUUCCAUGUGACCAUAUGUUUCUGUACGUUCGCUGUGAAGGUUUCAACUUGUCCUGUUCCUGCUUGUGUGGCUGCGAACACUUCACCUGCUUCAGUCCGGCCCUGGCGUCGGUCUCGUGAUGCUGCCGAGAGCAGUUUACCGACCGCACGCCUUGUCCUCGCAUCAUAACUGCUGCUGUGUAACACACACGAUAUCGAAGCGUUCCUGUUUGUCACGGUUCAUGUGAGAGAACGAGAAUGACCCUGGAGAAAAGCCUCUGGCCUGUCGCUGCUGACGGGUAAAUAAACGAGCUAAAGCACCAAAGGUCUCAGUAAAUAUAGUUGUCUCCACUUUUGUGUUGAUUUCCCCCCCCCCGACAGCAGCGUGAGGCCGCUCUGCUUUUAACCCUCAAACCACAACAAGUCAGUAAAAAGGAGUAAAAUCCCAAUGAAAGGGCUGAAUUAACUGUGGAUAAGUCAUUUAUGGAGCUACUUCGAUCUGCUGCAGAUUCUUGUGUAAUAGUGGCUGUAAUUAUCUGAUUAAAAUGAGAUGUGAAAA
Molecule: messenger RNA, 5620 nt
Organism: Hippoglossus stenolepis (Pacific halibut)
Lineage: Eukaryota; Metazoa; Chordata; Actinopteri; Pleuronectiformes; Pleuronectidae
Product: probable G-protein coupled receptor 21
Exons: 1
Coding region: 879-1946 (355 amino acids)
Biological process (GO): G protein-coupled receptor signaling pathway
Cellular component (GO): membrane
Molecular function (GO): peptide binding; G protein-coupled receptor activity
Source: RefSeq, a predicted model, not a curated record